Messenger RNA from Amborella trichopoda, 3540 nucleotides. Its product is annotated as phosphatidylinositol 4-phosphate 5-kinase 1. Lineage: Eukaryota; Viridiplantae; Streptophyta; Magnoliopsida; Amborellales; Amborellaceae. Gene Ontology annotation, biological process: phosphatidylinositol phosphate biosynthetic process. Gene Ontology annotation, cellular component: plasma membrane. The record is from RefSeq and is a predicted model, not a curated record. Gene Ontology annotation, molecular function: 1-phosphatidylinositol-4-phosphate 5-kinase activity; ATP binding.
UUGUCAAAAUACAAAGCUUUAGAGGGUGAGAGAGAGAGAGAGAGAGAGAGAGAGCGGGAGACGUUGGCGUCCACGAGGACGCAAGGCAAUUUGGUCCAACAAAAAAAAUCGUCCGUUGCAAUUCGCCGGACCAUAUUCAGGCCCCUCCCUUUGCUCAUAACCCCUUACCGAUUUAUUCUCUCUCCUAAUUUUUUUUUCCUCUCUACAGGGGCUGCGUCUCUCUUUAUCCAAAGGCUUAGCAUUAUUUUACAGGCUCUCUCUCCUUUUCUCUCUCUACAGUGUCCGCUGUCUCUCUUUGUCGUGAGACCGCAGUCCCCAUUGUUUAAUUACCCUCCUCUCUCUCUCUCUCUCUUGUCCGAUAUCUUUAACAGUCUACCCGUCUUUCUCUCUCCUCUUUCUAUCUCUUCUGUGGAUCCUGUUCCCUCUCCUCCCAAGGCAACCCCAUUUCUUUAUUUCCUCUUCACCUCCCUUUUCCUCCUUUUCCUCUUUCAGAGCGAAAAAGAAAUCAAAAGAGAAAACCCAUCCCCACCCCAAUCUCUCUCUCUCCUCUGCAAAACAAAUACAAGAAAACCCCAUUUCCCAAACCCCUUCUCUCUCUACAGGUGCUAAACCCAUUUCUCAAAGGAACAGAAACGAACCCAAGCCCCAAAUCAAAUCUCUCUCAUUCUCUCUCUCUGAGUCGCCUUUCAGAAUCCAAACGAUACCUCCAUCUCUAUCUCUCUGUGCAGGUCUCCGAGCAAUCUUUCUCUCUCGGCUCUGCAAUCCCAAAUUUCUCUACAUCUGCGAGCGCAGUUCUUGAACCCAAACCUCUCCCUAGGCAGCAGCUCCGAAAUCCAAAUCUCUCCAGCUCUCGCGCAUUAUCUCCUCAAGCUCAAUCGUUCUAUCUCUCUUACAGUAGCUCUUUGAACCCAAAUUAUUUCUCUCUCUAAUCACGCUAUCUGUCCAUUUCGAUGUUCUCAAUCCUGCCAGCUUUACCAUGAGAACGCAUCAAUUCCCUUCAUCUCCUUAUGCCUAACCGCCAUUUCCUCUCUUCUCCAAUCCAAUGCACCAGUUCUCCUAAACCUACAACCACAUUCCAAUGCCAGAAGACGACGACGACACCCCCUUUGACAAUCCUCCUCCCCGCCCGCGUCCUACUCAUCCUACGAAGCGGGUCGCCCCUGCCUCGGACGACAGCCCUCUCCAACCCCAAACCUGUGAAGAACUUCUCCCCAACGGCGACCUCUACGCCGGUACAUUUUCCGGUAACCUUCCCCACGGCCCUGGCAAAUACCUGUGGGCGGACGGGUGCAUGUACGAGGGAGAUUGGCGCUGUGGCAAGCCCUCUGGCAAGGGCCGCCUCUCCUGGCCCUCUGGCGCCACAUACGAGGGCGAGUUUCGUGCUGGUUACAUGGAUGGCCUCGGAACCUACAUCGGCUCCUCUGGUGACUCCUACCGAGGCUCGUGGCUCCAAAAUUUGAAGCAUGGGUUUGGCCAAAAGUGCUAUGCAAAUGGUGAUUUUUACGAAGGGAUGUGGAAGAAGGGGUUGCAAGAGGGGCAUGGGAGAUAUGUUUGGAAAUCAGGGAAGGAGUAUGUUGGUGAAUGGAAAGGAGGUAGGAUUUGGGGGCGGGGAGUGCUGAUAUCCGAGAACGGUGAUCGGUUUGAUGGGAGGUUUGAGAAUGGGGAACCGGACGGCAAUGGGGUUUUGACGUGGUCGGACGGGAGCUGUUAUGUGGGUUCUUGGAGUCGGGAAAAUCCAGAGAAGAGGUCGGGUUCGUUUUACCCACCACCGAAGCGGGCUGGUGGGCCUGAGAUCGAUCAUGAGCCUGUUAAGAGGGGGAUUCUGGGACGCAGGAUCUGCAUAUGGGAGGCGGAUGGAGAGGCGGGGGAUAUAACGUGCGACAUAGUGGAUGGAAGGGAGUGGGAGGGGUUGGCGAGAUCGAGAGUAAAAGGGGUGAGGGGGAAGGGGAGUCCAUGGUGUGGGCAAGGUGAAGUUAAGAGGCAGGGGCAAACAAUUUCAAAGGGGCAUAAGAACUAUGAACUCAUGCUGAAUUUGCAGCUUGGGAUCAGAUAUUCAGUAGGGAAACCUGCCUCUUCUCAAACACGUGAGCUCCGAUCCACAGAUUUUGAUCCCAAGGAGAGAAUUUGGACUAGAUUUCCCCCUGAAGGUUCAAAGCACACACCACCUCACCAGUCUGUGGAAUUUCGAUGGAAGGAUUAUUGUCCUGUUGUUUUCAGGUAUUUGCGCCGCCUGUUUAAGAUUGAUGCAGCCGAUUACAUGUUAUCAAUAUGUGGAAAUGAUGCCCUAAGGGAGCUAUCUUCUCCUGGUAAGAGUGGCAGUUUCUUCUACCUCACUCAUGAUGAUCGUUUCAUGAUCAAGACCAUGAAGAAAUCUGAAGUUAAGGUGCUUCUCAGGAUGCUCCCUAGUUACUACUAUCAUGUAUGUCAAUAUGAGAACUCACUAGUAACGAAGUUCUUUGGCCUUCAUUGCGUCAAACCAGUCGGUGGCCCAAAGGUACGGUUUAUAGUGAUGGGUAAUCUGUUUUGCUCGGAGUAUCGGAUACACAGACGAUUCGACCUGAAAGGUUCUUCGUAUGGCCGCUCCACUGAUAAGUCUGAAGGCGAGAUUGAUGAAACAACCACCCUCAAAGACCUUGACCUCAAUUUUGUAUUCAGAUUGCAGAGGUCCUGGUACGAAGAACUUCUCAGGCAAAUAGAUAAAGACUGUGAGUUCUUGGAAGCCGAGAGGAUCAUGGAUUACAGUUUGCUGGUUGGUCUUCACUUCAAAGACUCAUCUACGGGCAUGGAUACCAGACACAGCACUGGUGAAUUGGAGCUUGCUCUUAAGGACUCGCCAGCUGGUCGUCUCUCCAAGGUUGAAACUGACUGGAAACCACGAGUUCGAUUAGGGGCGGGCAUGCCUGCUAGGGUGGAGCAAGUUGUGGUGCGUCGUAGCGAUUAUGAAGGGGGCGGAGUAGAGUGGCCUCACGUUCAUGGCGAGAUAUAUGAUGUGGUCAUGUAUUUUGGGGUCAUUGAUAUUCUCCAAGACUACGAUAUCACUAAGAAGCUUGAGCAUGCCUAUAAGUCCUUCCAAGUUGAUCCAACCUCCAUCUCGGCUGUCGAUCCCAAGCUCUACUCCAAGAGGUUUCGCGAUUUUGUUCGCAGGGUUUUUGUCGAGGACAAGUGAUGGGGAGAGAACAAGAUCACGAGCGAGCUUGAAAACUUGAUUCAUUAGAGAGGAAAGGGAAUGAUGAUAGAGAAACUCAAUCGAAUUUGAGUUCGUCUCAGAGCUGAGUUAUGCUCGCCUCUCUUAAAAUGCGAUGUGGGCUCUCGGGGUGGGGGGUCGAGGCUUUUUCUGGUUUAAUUUUGGCCAGAAGUUGAAGAAAAUGCCAAGAAAUGGAAAAAGGGAUUUGCACAUGGUGGGGCUGAAUUUUUGGGAGUCAAUCAGCCCAGUGGGUAUGUUGGAGAGGAAUUUGUUUAUAUUUGUGGGCCUGAAGACGAGAAUCAAGAGAUUGAUUUUGUUUUUUCUUUUUAACCCUUUUCUUUUCGUAAAACCCCCCC